GCGAGGCCACGCCUACGCCGCCGGCCGCCAUGGACGCUUCCGCCUCCACUGCACGCCGCCUACGGGCCUUCAAGCGGUGGAUGCGGGACCACGGCGUCGUCUGCAGCGACGCGCUCCUCCUCGACGUCUCCGAGGCCGCCGCCGGUGGCGGCGGCGUCUAUGUGCGCGCGCUCGCCGCGCUUAAGGAGGGGGACCUCGUGGCCACCAUUCCGCGUGGUGCGUGCCUGACCCCGCGCACGUCCGGCGCCGCCGGGGCCAUCGAGGCCGCCGAGCUCGGUGGGCCCCUCGCGCUCGCCGUCGCCGUCAUGUACGAGCGCGCGCGCGGCGCCGAGUCACCGUGGGAUGCAUACCUGCGCCUUAUCCCCGACCGUGAACCCGUUCCGCUCAUCUGGCCCGCCGACGAGGCCGAGCGCCUCCUCGCCGGCACUGAGCUCGAUAAGAUAGUGAAGCAAGACAGGCAAUUCAUUUGUGAGGACUGGAAAGAGUGUAUUGAGCCACUCAUUUUGUCAGGAGAACUUGAGGUUGGCCCAGAUGAUUUUAGCCUGGAGAAUUAUUUCUCUGCUAAGAGUCUUCUUUCGUCAAGGUCCUUCCGAAUAGAUAGCUAUCAUGGGUCUGGAAUGGUACCCCUGGCUGACCUUUUUAACCACAAGACUGGUGGUGAACAUGUCCAUUUCACUUCAGCGAUAGAAACCUCAGACUCAGAUAGUGAAGAUGGCGAAGAUCCAAGCAACACUUCUAGUGAUGAACAGUCAACUAUAGAAAAUUCUGCUGAUAUCCCUUCAGGAGGUGAUGAAGAUUUGGAAAUGAUUGUUGUGAGAGGUGUCAAUGCAGGGGAGGAGGUUUUUAACACAUAUGGUACCAUGGGAAAUGCUGCUUUGCUUCAUCGAUAUGGCUUCACAGAGAUUGACAACCCAUACGACAUUGUCAACAUUGACCUAGCUCUGGUUACUAAGUGGUGCUCAACCAAGUACUCCCGUCGAUACUCAAAAGCAAGGGUAUCACUCUGGCAUAAUCUGGGUUAUUCAAGCUGCACUGGCCAAGAUGCUGACUACUUUGAGAUUUCAUAUGAUGGAGAGCCCCAGCUUGAACUUUUGAUCCUCCUUUAUGUCAUCUCCUUGAAGUCUGAUGCUUAUGACAAGCUGGCCAGCGUGGCUCAUGAUCUGAUUGGUGACGAUGAGGUUGACAGCAUUAGUAGUGUGGUUAAGGUGGUCAGAGUAACAAGCCACAAGCAACAUCCAGAAAUUAACGGGCUUGAAAAACUAUCUGAUGUGAAGAAGCUAUUGCUUAAGGAGAACGUUUGUUCUGCACUUGCAUCCCUUGCUGACAUGAGGGAGAGCCUCUAUGGUUCAGACACUUUAGAAGAUGACAGGCAAAAAUUGCAGGCAUGCUCUUCUGUUAAUGAAAGGAAUCUCUACCAUUCUUUGGUACUGCGGGUGAGCGAGAGAACAAUUCUUCAUAAAUUGAAGAAAUAUUCUUCUAGCUGGUCAAGGACCAAGAAGAGGAAACAUCUCUAGCUUUUUGGGGUAAUGACCUGGUACUCAGCAUAGCCAGGCUUUAAAAUUUUCCAGAACCCAGCUGCAGAGCUGCUUGUAGAUUUUGCUUUAGCGACUAACAAGCAGCUGUAUUCUUUUCCCAUUUUAGAUUGGGUAGAUUCUUAAAAUGGUAUAUCACCAACUGAAUUUACAUGAGAAAUUUGUUGUUUUGCUAAGCUAUGAGCUUUUGUUGCAUGCCAGUUCUUUCAGAAAUUGACAAUAUUUUGGAUUCAUUUCAAGUUGUCACUAGUACACAAUCGUGCAAGUCUGCAACAAUGUCUGCCUCAGCUUUAGUUAUUUGUGGUGAUAUAUUGCAUUGACGUGGAACCUCCACAGUUAUGCUAUUGCAGUAGCAGUCGCCGACAUGUAACUGAUUUAAGCCUAAAUCCACCCAUGUACCUGUC
Messenger RNA from Oryza brachyantha (malo sina), 1936 nucleotides. Its product is annotated as ribosomal lysine N-methyltransferase 3. Gene Ontology annotation, molecular function: protein binding; protein-lysine N-methyltransferase activity. Gene Ontology annotation, cellular component: nucleus. The coding region runs from base 30 to 1514 and encodes 494 amino acids. NCBI's taxonomy places the organism in Eukaryota, Viridiplantae, Streptophyta, Magnoliopsida, Poales, Poaceae. The transcript has 6 exons. The record is from RefSeq and is a predicted model, not a curated record. Gene Ontology annotation, biological process: peptidyl-lysine monomethylation.